Messenger RNA from Pocillopora verrucosa, 1871 nucleotides. The record is from RefSeq and is a predicted model, not a curated record. Lineage: Eukaryota; Metazoa; Cnidaria; Anthozoa; Scleractinia; Pocilloporidae.
CCAAGAAUACCGUUCUCGUUAAAGCAACCUUUCGAAUAGAUUCUGUAACAAGCCAGAACGGGCAAUGUAGAGGAGAACACAUACAAAACCAAGAUGUCGGACCAACAAGAUAUAUUUAAUAUAAGAAGACAGAUGUCGUCAGCGGACCACGAGGUCGUGACAGUGUCACGCAAUAUUGUUAUAGAUUCUGCGCCUGGAGAAGACUAAUCCUCACCUUUUCCGGCAAAAAACUGCAUCUGAGAUCAGAGUCCAUCGCUGUAUCCGCUUGUCAGCAAUGUCUUCAUCAGAUUUUUUGAGGCGAGCGAGGAAACGGCCAGCUCCGGAGAACUUUGAUACCCACCAAGAGGAAAUCAAAAGGAUCGCUCCGUCAAUACGGACAAACAAACCAACUUAUUUGCACAGAUCUAAGCCCAGUACCACAUUUCGAGUUUUAACGCCAGUUCCCUCAACAUCAUGGAGUUGGGACACAGAAAGUCAAUCGUCACAUACUGGAGGACAUCAGCCACACCAAGCGCGUGCACAGCCGCCCGCACACCGAUAUCUCACACCGAAGCGCGCAGGUUACAAAGCUGCCGCAAAAAGAACACAUCCUUCUGAUCCAUCCAACGAGCAGUUCUCUCGCAUGACAAAAGAAACAACAAAACAUAAGCUUACACAACCUACCAUGGCUGAAGGAGUCGAGAUUGUUUACACAAAAAACAUAUUCGAAGCUGAGACCUGGUUGACAACACACAUCACAGAUUGUUCAGCUUCAGCCGUUGGCUUCGACAUCGAGUGGAAGCCUCAGUUCGUAAGCAAGAAGCGUGGAGGCACCGAGAACAAGACUGCCGUUCUUCAACUGGGAGUUGACACAUCCUGCCUAGUCCUGCACAUUCAUCACAUGAGUAAAUUGCCAAAUCUACUUGUCUCAAUUCUAGAAGACGCCACAGUCUUGAAAAUCGGUAGUGGCAUAAAGCAAGAUAUGUCUAAGCUCAGAAGAGAUCGAGGCUUGGUGUGCCAUGGAGUCGUCGAUACACAAGACGUGGCAAAGUCUCUCGAUCCCUCGUCUACGCAAAAAGUAGGAUUAAAGGCAUUGGCGGAACGUUUCCUCGGUAUCACACUUGCGAAGAGCAAGCGGGUGUCAACAAGCAACUGGGAAAACUUCCCGCUGACCUUAAGGCAGAUCGAAUACGCUGCUCUGGAUGCUUGGCUCGGAUUAAAAGUCUUCAACGCAAUUGAACAAAGUAAGGGCUCAUAAGUUCUGACAUCAUUGAUGAAGCAAAAAGUCCACCAUGCACACGAGCAGAAAAAGACAACAUAAACCACUCAAUAAAAAACUUGUGACCCAUAGAGAACGGUGGCUGUUUCGAUAUGUCGUUCAUUUUGUUUGUUAUCUUCAGAUGCUAAAGUGAUGCUUUGCAAAGUUAGCUUUCUUUAACAUCCCGUUCUUACCAUUACAAUAACUGUUUCAGUUUGAUUAAUUUACAUCAGUAUAGUACAGUGUAUCCUCAAAUUAAGAGUUUAGGGUCGUAUGCUUAUUUCUCUGCGUAUCCUGUUGUAAGAAUUACAGGAACAUUAAUAUUUCGCACAAUCGAAUUGAAAUAGUCGAAAUCGAAAGGCAAUAAUCGAAAUUGAAUAUAUGUGAACUUGCAUAUGAUAAUAAACCAAGAUCAGUAUUUUACCUCGGAACAAAAUACUUUAGAACACAUUUUGAGAGAGAAGUGUUUUUGACUGAUAGAAAAUAAAGAUGUGAGGCAGUGAAUUAAACGAGCUUUAUUUUAUCUCAGAAAAGCACAUGCUCAUUUUCGUCAGUUCAAGUGUUACUGAUCGAUCGAGCUGCCACUGUUUACAUAAGAUAGUUGGAUUUAAUCAGUCUUUCAAUAAACUUUAAC